Triplophysa rosa is the source of this 1166-nucleotide messenger RNA. It is a transcript of the gene gadd45bb, whose product is annotated as growth arrest and DNA-damage-inducible, beta b. Bases 167 to 643 code for a protein of 158 amino acids. Gene Ontology annotation, cellular component: nucleus; cytoplasm. Lineage: Eukaryota; Metazoa; Chordata; Actinopteri; Cypriniformes; Nemacheilidae. The transcript is spliced from 4 exons. The record is from RefSeq and is a predicted model, not a curated record. Gene Ontology annotation, biological process: regulation of cell cycle.
ACAGCUGUACGUCAAACACGAGAGAGUAUCGUAGAGACGAGUUUCACAAGAGAAGAACUCACUAUCACUGUGGAUUACUUUUAUUAUCAAACAGCAACACGUUCGCUGGGAUUAUAUUAUUUGGAGGAGUUUUGGUUUCUGAAUUCAACUGCAGUUCGAGGACAACAUGACUCUGGAAGAAGUCUUUGGAUGCAGUAGCGCAGACAGAAAAAUGGAGACAGUGAGUGAAGCUCUGGAGGAGCUGCUAGUGGCUGCACAGCAGCAGAACUGUCUGACUGUGGGGGUCUACGAGUCUGCGCAACUCAUGAACGCAGAUCCAGACAGCGUAGUCUUGUGCGUCCUGGCGACCGACGAGGAGGACGAGAAUGACGUCGCGCUUCAGAUUCACUUCACGCUCAUCCAAGCCUUCUGCUGCGACAUUGACAUCAACAUAGUUCGCGUCUCCGGCAUGGGGCGAUUGGCACAAGUUCUCGGCGAACCUCUCUCCACAGACACCAACGCCAACGAACCGAGAGACCUUCACUGCAUACUUGUAACUAACCCUCAAGCCGAGCAUCUGAAGCUGAGCGAGGUCGGGAGCUACUGCAAAGAGAGCCGCUGCAGGAACCAGUGGGUGCCCUCCAUCGCCCUGCAGGAGCGCUAAGAGGAAAGUUUGAAAGGAAAGUUAACGUCGUCCUUCAACAGUCACGAGGACAUACUCGUCAAUACACGAGGGAAGUUUCCGAAGCUCCCACCUCCGUGUUUAUGGGAUUUGGGCGUCAGAGGACACUGGAGACAUUCUUCUGCGUUCCUCCUGCAUCAUGAACGGUGUUAUUGGCCUUCGGAGCGAAGGCGCACCUGGGUGGUCGUGUCGCGUAUCUAAACGGGACGCGUCAAGGAUGCUAUAGUGGAUAUUUACAGACUGACGCGGCGCUUGGCCGCUCUUUGCCCCCGCUGGGGGUGGGGGGGGGGUUGUUGAACACAUGACUCAGACCUGACUGUCGUAGGUCUGCAGGAGAGAAAGACUUGUGUUUUCAAAAAGACACUGCUAUUUAAUGACUGAAUCUUGGUGGUUUUAUUUAUGCAUAAUAUUGGUGCCAUUUUAAACAAGUAAUAUAUUUGGUUAUUUAUGACUUUCCAAAUGGUUUUCUCAUGAAAUAAAUGUUAUGCUUUAUAUUUAACAAGUA